Molecule: messenger RNA, 8088 nt
Organism: Trichoderma atroviride IMI 206040
Lineage: Eukaryota; Fungi; Ascomycota; Sordariomycetes; Hypocreales; Hypocreaceae
Biological process (GO): nuclear-transcribed mRNA catabolic process, deadenylation-dependent decay; negative regulation of translation
Cellular component (GO): CCR4-NOT core complex; P-body
Molecular function (GO): molecular adaptor activity
Source: RefSeq, a predicted model, not a curated record
AUGGUCCCCCCUCCACAAAGAGCGGGAUCAUUCUCACCAAAUCCUGCGCAGACCCUUCAAACUGGCAGUAACCACUCACCCCAUCCAUCGCAUACUGGUAUCCUCAGUGCUGGCGCAAGCCCCAGCACAAGCAGUCCAACGGGGGCCAACUCCCUGACGAAAAUUGUCGUCGCCCAAGUCUAUCUCUUGCUCAGUACCAUUAAGGAGGAUAAGGAUCGUGCCAAGUGGGAGCUGCAAGUCGAGCAAUUACGAAAGCUCAUCGAUGAACACGGCAUGGAGGUCUUUUCCAAAUACUUCACCCGGUUGGUGGCGGGCAAUGCACCCCAGAUAUUCCCGGGCCUCAACAGACCCGUUGCCAACCCUGGCAACUACCACAUUCUCGUUGGUGAGAUGCGCAAGAUUGCACACGAUGUCGAUCAAGCCACAAAAAUCGCAGAGUCGGUGGAAAGUGGCACGGAGGACAUAUUCCGCGAUUUCGACCUGUCAACGUUUAUGGAGCACUUCAAGCUCGAUGCCUUGGAAAAGACCUUGUUAGCUUUGGCAUUCAAGCUUGGGUCUCGCCCUGACUUGAAAACGAAAGCGGAUGCCAUCCUAUCCACCAACUUCCCGACCUUCAUGGACAUCAUCUCUCGACCGGAUAUUGAAGCCCACUCUGACCUCACCCCCGCCUUUAUAUCACUCAUCAUUGACAGAUUUUUGCAAUACUAUCCUCCGAGCUUCAAUGCAGCCUCUCGCCGAGAUCUCCAAAAUUCGGUUGCCAAGCGUUAUUUGUCUGUGGACCAGGCACCCCCUUCCGAAGUCCUGGCAGCCCUCGAUAUCAGCAGAGUUCUAGCCGAUCGGCCUACCAAUUCCUUGGCUCGCUACAUUCAAAAGUCUGGGCCGGACUCUACAAGGGACGAUGAAUCGUGCUUUCAGUUCCUGCGGGGUCGGCCGGCUAACAUCCAGCUCGGCCCUGAGCAGGUUUCUGCGGCACUGACAUAUGCUACAGUCAGCCAAACUCCCCCUCAUGAUCCCGUUGUCCUCGUCAGCGCGCUCCUCCGUAUUGUGCCCAAAUCUUUCGAUUGGACCGAAGUGGUCCUUUGUUUUGACCAGCCCUCGGCACGCAUCUCUUCUGCUCAAUUCCUACGCCUUUACAGGGCUCUUUUACCUAUCGCCGAGGAGCCAGCGAACAAUUUCGAUAUUCAGCGCCUGUGGGGUGGCUCUUGGAGCGAGCCGGAGGCACAGCUGUCUUUCGUCAGCGCCUACGCUUCUCUGGGCCCUGAUCAACUCGAUGCUACCACAAUUCCCGGUCUCGAACGGAGCAUCAAGAUUGAAGACUAUGCAAAUUCGCCUCCUAACGUGCAGGAACGUGCCGCUGUCGUCGUCAAGCAUCCACUUGUAUCCGUGGCGGCACUGUCGGCAAUAUUCAAUGUCGCCCUCAACUCAGUCCACGCAUCCCAGAGUGUCGAAGCCAAGCGACUAUUCCAAGAGGUCGUCGUCCCGAACCUUGACAUCUUCUUAGUCUCCGCUUUUGAGGUUCCCAGGCAGUCAUGGGCAGUCAUGGCCAUUGAUACCCUGAACUCUCUUUUCGAGACCUUUUUAUACAAGCGCUCACCCGAGUACGACUUUGUGCUCGAUAGCCUUUGGAAAAAGGACAAGGAAUGGGUUGUGCAGCGACUUAUUGACGCGCAUGCGGUUAAGCCUGUGGAUCUGCCGCUCAUUUUCGACCAUGCAGCCAAGCAUAACUGGCUGGAAGAGCUGGUGUAUCUUCCAAACGGAUUCGGCAUUGAUCUUGCAGCCUUUGCUCACGCGGAGGGCUACUUGGACUUGUCGAAAUGGGCUCAGUUCAAUGCUGAGAGAAGCAAUGAGAUUGCUCGAACUUUGUUGCAGUUCCUCAUGAUCAAAGCAAACCUAGAGAUCCAGUUCCAGCGACCGCCAGAUGGCCAGCCACCCGUGAAAACCAGUACCAGUCUCCAGGUGCGAACUGUUUCGGCAUUGUUGCAGAUACUUGAGGACUUCCUACCCAAAGCACCAGUUCUCGAUCUCAUUCUCGUCCAGCGUCACUGUAUUACCGCGUACCCCCGCUUGAUCAACUAUGGAGAAGGAUAUGAUGACAUAAUUGAUGCCAAUGGAAAGGAUGGAAAUGCUCUACCGCAAGCAGCCAAUAGUAAGAUGGAGGAGCAUUAUAAAAAGAUGUACGGCGAUGAGAUCCAAGUCCGCACAAUCGUGGAGAUAUUGGAUCGCUACAAGCAUUCGCGGGAUCAGCUCGACCAGGAUGUAUUUGCCUGCAUGAUUCAUGGCCUGUUCGAUGAGUACAAUCAUUAUGUCGACUAUCCCCUUGAAGCUCUUGCCACAACCGCGGUUCUUUUUGGAGGAAUCAUUUCUCACAAGCUUAUUUCUGAUCUUCCCCUGAAGAUUGGUCUUGGGAUGAUUUUGGAGGCUGUAAGGGAUCACAUGCCUGAUGACCCAAUGUUUAAAUUUGGUCUUCAGGCUUUGAUGCAACUCUUGGUGCGUCUUCGGGAAUGGCCAGGAUUCUGUAAACAGCUACUUCAAAUUCCUGGCCUCCAGGGAACCGAGGCGUUCAAAAAGGCAGAGGAGAUUGUUCGAGAUCACGAAGAGGAGCUUGUACGUGCUCGCAAUGGAUCAGGCACUCCCCAUGGGGUGGGAUUUCCCAUCGAUUCCUUUGCGAACGGAACUGGCGAUGAACAAGCCAGCAUUGACCGUCCGGCCCCCGCGUUCGCAGCCAUCAGCAUUGAUCCGCCCUCUGCCGAACUCGAAUUCGAGGAUCCAGAUGAUGAAACCCAGGGCAAGAUCCAGUUCGUCCUCAACAACAUCACCGAAGGUACCCUUCAGUCAAUGUCCACCGAGCUUCGCGAUAUGCUCGAACGAAGGUACCAGCAAUGGUUUGCUGGCCAUCUUGUCGAGGAACGAGCAAAAAUGCAACCCAAUUAUCAUCAUGUGUACCUGGAACUCGUCAAACAGUUUGAAGACAAAAUUCUCUGGGCCGAGGUUCUCCGCGAGACGUUUAUCAGUGUAUCUAGGAUGCUAAACUCUGAAGCGACUUUGCAGAAUUCCACGGAGAGAUCACAUCUGAAGAAUCUUGGAGGGUGGCUUGGUCUCUUGACCCUUGCCAGGGACUAUCCGAUUAAGCACAGAAACAUUGCUUUUAAACAGCUUCUUAUUGAGGCGCACGAUACUAAACGCCUCAUUGUCGUCAUCCCGUUUGUCUGCAAAGUUUUAACCCAAAGCGCAAGCUCAGCAGUUUUCAGACCUCCCAACCCAUGGCUGAUGGACAUCAUUCACUUAUUGAUUGAGCUAUAUCACCAUGCUGAACUGAAGCUCAAUCUGAAAUUCGAGAUUGAGGUCCUAUGCAAGGGCUUGAACCUGGAUCACAAGAGCAUUGAGCCGUCUGGAGAGAUUCUCAACCGACCUGCUGCAGACGAGCCGGAUAGUAUUCUUGUUCAAGAGCAACUCGAGGCCUUUGAGAGCUUGUCGCUGAACGGGAUCGGAUCGGCGGUCGGACCUGGCUUAUCUCCUCAAGUCCCAACCAUUCCGGAGCUUGGACCUCUCAUCACGAUACCUCCUACCAACGAGAUGGUUGUCAGCACCAGCAGGCUGCACGAAAUCGUUCGAUCAGCUCUCACUCGCGCUCUUCAGGAUAUUAUACAACCAGUCGUCGAUAGAUCCGUCACUAUUGCUGCGAUAUCAACCCAGCAGAUGAUUCGGAAAGAUUUCAUUGCCGAACCAGAUGAAAACCGCGUACGUACUUCCGCUAUCAACAUGGUGAAGGCUACUGCCGGCAGCCUAGCUCUCGUUACGUCUAAGGAACCUCUGCGAGCAAAUUUGACCAACUACAUGAGGAGCCUUGCCAACGAUCUGCCAUCGGGUCUCCCCGAGGGCACCAUUAUCAUGUGUGUCAACUCCAAUCUCGAUCUGGCUUGCAGCAUCAUUGAGAAGCAGGCUGAAGAGCGAGCAGUGCCGGAGAUUGAAGAGAUGCUGGAAAGCGACCUGGAGCACAGAAGGCGGCAUCGUAUUCAGCAGCCAAAUGAGCCCUACCAUCUAACAGGAAUAAACCGAUGGGCCAUGACUAUUCCAAGCCCUUACAAGAUACAGCCGAGACCUGGUGGUCUGAAUGCCGAACAGAUGGCGAUUUACGAAGACUUUGCGAGACAGCCUCGCACUACCUCUUCCACAGUAGCAUCUCAUGCGCCAUCUGCAUCAGAAGCUACAAGAUCGCUGGCAAAUGAGGUUCUACAAGAUACCUACAGUACCCUGCCAAACAUUCCCACACCCGCUGAGACACCUUCAAUCCAACAGCUGGGCGCGCAGCUCCAGCCAUAUGCCCCUGUUCAUAACCUUGCCGCAGCCAACGCGAUGGGUAAUGGACGAGCUGCCGGGUUUCAAAUGGAUGUUCGAGGUCUGGCAGAUCGAGUCAACAAGCUGCUACAGGAGUUACUGCGCGUGGCUAGAGAAGCUCAAGAGGACCACUUCGUCGGCCUGCCUCGGCCGCAUCCUGUUCUGGAUGUCGUCGAUGCCCUUGUACAGCUCAUCAUUAAGACGUCCCAAAACUCGGAAGAGUUUGCUAUUUAUGCCGCCGAGCAAAUUAGUGCCCUCAUCUUCCAGCAGGUUGAGGACAACUUGACGCUUGAGAGUCUGGUGCACGUACUAGAGACUCUGAGAAAGAUUUCUGGCCCUGCUUUGAACAGCCGAGUUCGUUCUCUGUUUGCCCAACAGCCUGGGCCAAACUUCCUGAGUCUUCCUCUGCUCGCAGCGCUGAUUCGGACCGAUUUGCUCGACUGGAGAAACAUUGAUCUCGCAAUGUCAAAGGUUUUAGAAGCUCGCAAGGACAGCUCGCUAGAGUUCCUCGAACAUAUGCUCGACCUUACAAUCCUCAACAACCGGCCUAUUGCGUUGUAUACUGACUUUGUACGCACCCUCGAGUCAGCCUGGACAUGGAUAUGCGAAGACCCCAACUCUACCACUGGCCAGCGGCUCAAGACCAAGCUGAUGGGCUCGGUUCCUGCUCAGCCUCCUCAAGGCCCAUCCAAUGCCGAGGAACAGUCCAUCCAACAUGAUCAGCUGGAGUAUGUCUUCGAAGAGUGGGUACACCUAUGCAAUAAUCAUAAUGCCUCAAGCAAAGCCACGACCAUCUUUAUCCAGCAGCUACAGGCAAGGCAUGUCAUCCGCAAUCGCGAGGACUUUUUAUUGUUUGUGCGCAUCGGUGUUGAUCUCUCGGUUGAGCGAUAUGAACACAUUCUACACACUGGAGCUAUUGGUGAUGCGUACGUCGCAACAGACGCGCUGGCAAAGUUUAUCGGCAUCUUCUCCGCUGUACACUCUGCGACACUCGUGUCCCGCGCCGCCUUUUUGGACUCGGUUUUGGUAUUGGUCUCGUUGAUACUCAACCACCAUCAUGUGAAGCGAGGGGAGCACCUGAAUCAAAGAGUCUUCUUCCGCCUCUUUUCCAUGCUUUUCCAUGAGAUUUCCUCUGUAUGCGAAGAGUUGCCGGAUGACGACCGCUGCGACGUUAUGCUGGGAGUUGCCACCAGACUCGAGAGCAUCGGCCCACAGCAUCUACCUGGAUUCGUAUUUGGAUGGCUGUUGCUUAUCCAGCAUCGGGCCUUUAUGCCUGUUUUGCUGCAGUUAGUAGACAAUGCAGGAUGGAAGCCUUUCGCGGACCUCGUCAGCCAGUUGCUCGGCUGCUUGAGCGAGCAGCUGAAGGCGCUCAACGUCAGCGAUGCCGGCAAAGAUCUCUCCAGGGGCACGGUGAAACUAUUUGUGGUCCUGCACCACGAUUUCCCAGACUUUUUGGCGGCCAACCACGUCAGAUUUUGUGCCAAGAUACCGACGCACUGUAUUCAACUGAUCAACACGGUUUUGACUGCGACUCCCCAGCAAAAUUACGGCAAGCCUAUCGAGAACAAUAAAGCUGAUCGGCUGGAGGAGCUGAAGACAUAUCCCGGCCUCAUUGACGAAGCGGUUGCAACUCUGACGGAGGCUGGCCUGUUGAGCGUGCUUGACCAGGUUUUCCAAAGCGGCCCUGCGGAAGAAGCGGUGGCGCAGAUUGUACACACUAUCACGUCCAACGCUCCCACCGAGACCACGUUCGGCCACGUGGCUAUCGCAGCGAACGCUGAGCUCAUCGGUGCAGUCGUACUGUAUGCCGGUCACCAUGCUACUGAGCAGCCACCGCCGGCGAGUGGUUCACUGUCCAUCUCAGGGAGCGAACCAGAGGUUGCCAUGCUAUCCCUUUUGGUGCACGAGCUACCUCCGGAAGCCCGUUAUUACUUGAUAGCCAGCAUGGUGAACCAACUAAGGUUCCCCAAUCCUCAUACUGAGUUCUUCAGCCAACUGUUGCAACACAUCUUUGGGAAAGAUAUGAACGAUCCUGAGGAAACAGACAUUCGUCAAGAGAUUACGCGAAUCCUCUUGGAGCGGCUGGUGGGAUUCUGGCCCCAGCCCUGGGGACUCAUCUACACAGUUGUAGAAAUAUGCAAGAACGAGAGAAACAUGUUCUUUGAACUCCCCUUUAUCAGAUCAACCCCCGAGGUUGCUGAACGGUUCGCCUCUGUGCUUCAACGGGUAUAAUUUACAUCGAAAGGACUCGACACGAAGCUACGAUGACACAGUGGGGAGAGGUUCUAUGAGUCUAAUCGCAUAAAUUUUGGUGCGUCGGAGCAAGGAAUUCGGUUUGCUCAAUUUUACUUGUCUUAUCUUUUUUAUUCUAUAUUGUCCUUUUUUUUUUCUUCACUGGGAAUAGAACGGAAAGGGAAAAGGGUGAACUGUCAAAGAAAAGUUCGGAUCUAGUUUUGCUCGGUUGAGCAUAUACAAGGAGGGGGCGACUUGAGCGAACGGUAUAAAUGUAAUACUUUGUAUUAAUGUACGAUAAAUGCUUUUUUUUUUCGAUGCGAGAGGGGUGGCGUAUUUGGGAGCAUCUAGGGUUAUGGAACCUAGCCGGAUAACAUUUGGGUUCAAGAUGACAGUUUAUGAAGAGGGAAGCAAGGGCUACGAUGGACAUUGCAAAGGCGAAAGGUUAUGGAUUUUUUUCUUUCUUUCUUUGUGAGACAAAUGGCGCCGGGGCAAGUUAUUCUUUAUCAGAGUAGUGGCUCUACUAAAUGGUAACAUGUCCACGCAUGACUUGGACCGCCGACCCAGCAAGUGUGACUGUAUCAAGAGCACCGUCUUUGAGGGUGACGUCGACCACAAUGAAGCUCUCCCUGCCCAUCUCGACGCCCUGGGUGAAUUCGUACCGUCUUGCCUGCGUCGUCUGCUUGUCUCCUCCGUGGAUGCUCAUGUAGGCCGCCAGACAGCACGAAGCCGAGCCUGUGGCGGGAUCCUCCAGGUCAUGGGCCAUCAUGCGAGUGCGCAGCUGGAUCACAGGCACGCCGUCGUCCGUGGUCGAGGUGCCCGUGCGAACAUGGUAGAAGCGGCCGACAAAGCCCUGCUGCCAGUCGGCAUCCAGAAAAUCGGCGGCCUUGAACUCCAUGCUGCUGACGUUGACGGCGGCGAGCAGCUCCAGCGACGACAGCUCAAUGGGCACAAAGGUCAUGCCCUUGACGAGGCUGAAGACGGGCGCCGCAAGCUCCAGCUGGCGAAUGGUCUCAUUGCGCUGGAGGUGCACCGCGGGCUCGAGGCCCGGAUAGGAGGCGAGGCUGGCGGCGUGCAGGUGGACGUUGUGCGGGACGGCGAUGGAGACGGAGUCCGGGCCGGUGGGCGUGACGGGGAUGGGGCCGGCCUUUGUGACGAUUUGGGUGACGCCCUGGGAUAGCAGCGUGAUGGCGCCGCCGAUGGUUGGGUGGCCGGCAAAGGGGAUCUCGGCGGUGGUGAGGAAGAUGUCGAUGGUGCGGGAGGAGUUGGUGGCCGGGUCGGCGACGUCGUGGAUGAAGAUUGUCUCGGAGAAGUUGAAUUCGCGGGCGAUGGUUUGUUUCUGGGCUUGGGUUGGCUGCGGGCCCCAGGGGGGGAUGGUGACGACGGCGAGGGGGUUGCCGGCGAAGCGGGAGCGGGUGAAGACGUCGAGGGUUACGUAGGGGAGUUCCAUGUUGAUGAGGUGUAUGAUGUAGAGGGAGAGGUUGAGAAGAGGAAGUGGUAGAUUUGUAGUGGGACAAGGGU